Molecule: messenger RNA, 1657 nt
Organism: Cucurbita moschata (crookneck pumpkin)
Lineage: Eukaryota; Viridiplantae; Streptophyta; Magnoliopsida; Cucurbitales; Cucurbitaceae
Product: cell division protein FtsY homolog, chloroplastic
Exons: 12
Coding region: 56-1162 (368 amino acids)
Biological process (GO): SRP-dependent cotranslational protein targeting to membrane
Cellular component (GO): membrane
Molecular function (GO): signal recognition particle binding; GTP binding; GTPase activity
Source: RefSeq, a predicted model, not a curated record
UAGUUGGUUUAUCCAUUUGGCUCUGAAACAUUCCGUUCUCGGAGCUGUAACAAAAAUGGCCGCGGCCUCACUCUCUCAUCUCUCCUUUCUCUCAAACCCUUCACCUCGAAGCUUGAUCGUUCCAUCUCUCCGGCUGACUUCUCCUUCCAGGAAAGGCCGCGUCGGUGGUUCUCGAUUCAGAUGCUCCGCUGGUCAGACGGGAUUCUUCACUCGGCUUGGCAGGCUGCUUAAGGAGAAGGCCAAAAGCGAUGUCGAGAAGGUCUUCUCAGGCUUCUCAAAGACUCGAGACAAUCUUGCUGUUAUUGAUGAGCUUCUUCUUUACUGGAACCUCGCGGAGACCGAUAGAGUUCUCGAUGAACUCGAAGAGGCAUUAUUGGUGUCUGAUUUCGGGCCGAGGAUCACCAUUAAGAUCGUGGAGAGCUUGCGUGACGACAUAUUGUCUGGGAAGCUAAAAUCGGGUAGUGAAAUAAAGGAUGCCUUAAAGAAGAAUGUGUUGGAGUUGUUGAAAGGGAAGGGGAGCAAAACCGAACUUCAACUUGGAUUCCGUAAACCGGCCGUGAUUAUGAUAGUUGGUGUUAACGGAGGUGGAAAGACAACAUCUCUUGGAAAGCUGGCUUUUAGACUAAAAAACGAAGGAGCCAAGAUAUUGAUGGCAGCUGGUGAUACAUUUAGAGCAGCUGCUAGUGAUCAGCUGGAAAUCUGGGCAGAGAGAUGUGGAUGUGAGAUUGUUGUUGCUGAAAAGGACAAUGCCAAGGCGUCAUCAGUUCUAUCACAGGCUGUAAAGAAAGGAAAAGAAGGUGGUUUUGACAUUGUUUUGUGUGAUACAUCUGGACGUCUGCAUACAAAUUAUAGUUUGAUGGAAGAGUUAAUAGCAUGCAAGAAAGCUGUGAAAAAAGUUAUGCCCGGGGCACCUAAUGAGAUCCUGCAGGUAUUGGAUGGGACAACUGGUUUGAAUAUGCUACCACAAGCAAGGGAGUUCAAUGAUGUAGUUGGAAUUACUGGUUUAAUUUUGACAAAACUUGAUGGUUCUGCAAGAGGUGGUUGUGUGGUCAGUGUGGUCGACGAGCUUGGCAUCCCUGUAAAGUUUGUUGGCGUUGGUGAAGGGUUAGAAGAUCUUCAACCUUUUGAUCCAGAGGCCUUCGUUGAUGCCAUAUUUUCAUGAUGUGUACAAUAUGAUUUCUCGUUUGUGAUCCACCCAAUUUUGCACCCCAAGCAACAUCACCAGGCUCUAGCACAGGGUGCAAACCAUAAUAUUGGUUUGAAAUUGAAGCAGAAAAAUUUGCUGCCUGCGAUUCUAUUGGUUGAGCAAGUGGAAACCUGAAAAAUGCAUAGAUCUCUCACAUCUGUGGUUUUGAUGUCCAUACUUCAACAGCAAAAAGGCGUCUCCUGGUUGAUUGGUAAGAUUCUCAGGUCCAGUUGAACUCUCAUAACCAUAUACGUAUUGAAACUCCUAAGAGCUUGGUGCCUCCUUUUUUUAACCAUUGGCAUUCAUAAUUGAAUUAUGUUUGAUGCCAUUAUCUGUUUUGUUUUCAGUGUUGAUUUCUUCAAGUCUCUAUCGUAUUUCCUGUAUCGAUACUAUGUCGUUUGUUAAAUUUUGUGUUCCAUUGAAUAGGAUAAAUAUAAUCGAAAGAGAAAAAUACUCUUUUGGUCUCUGAAA